Molecule: messenger RNA, 1818 nt
Organism: Fragaria vesca subsp. vesca
Lineage: Eukaryota; Viridiplantae; Streptophyta; Magnoliopsida; Rosales; Rosaceae
Product: probable receptor-like protein kinase At4g39110-like
Exons: 8
Coding region: 1-1818 (605 amino acids)
Biological process (GO): protein phosphorylation
Molecular function (GO): ATP binding; protein kinase activity
Source: RefSeq, a predicted model, not a curated record
AUGGCUAAACUCAUCUUGAUUUUCCUUGGUUAUAGUCAAAUUAAGUAUAGCCAAGUACCACCCCUUUUGAUAUUAGUCUUUGUGUUCCUCACUGCCUUGAAUUUUGGUUUCUCACAAUCCCCUAGUGCAGUAUGUGUCCUUGAUAUUCAACAAUCUUCAUCUUGGAGUAGCUCAAAUUGUGACGCAGGUACUUGGGGAGGGUUUGUCAGUAAUUGUAAUUGUGGAGCAGCUUUCGAUGACUACCUAUCUGCCUUGGGACACAGAGCAAACCACACUGCAAGACAGCUCUUCUUAAAUUCAACAGGGCAAGAAACUUGCUUAGAGGGGAUGAAGAGUAACAAAAGUGAUGUUUUCAGUUGUGGAAUCCAGAAGCUAACAAGUGGAGGCGGUGGUUGCUCUGACUAUACUAAACUAGAUGUUGUUCAUAACCUAGGUAGCACAUUGCAAGAUUUAGAUGAAGACUGUAGAUCUCUCGGUACAGCUGGAAUAUAUGAUCAGGCUUGCGGUGCUUGUUUGCGAAGGUGGGAAGAGAUUGUUGCAUCAUCACAUAGUAGGGAGUCAUCAAAACUUGAAGCCAAUAUAUGUGGUUUUGCAGUUCUGUUGUCUUUAACAAGCAACAGGAUUCAUGAUAAGAAUUGGGUUCAAGCAAUUUAUCAAUGCCUUGGAAAUCAGAUAUUUACAGAUUUAAGAGAUCAGCGGCACACUGGAUUAAAAAGCAGGUUUCUAAAACUGAGCACAGGUCUAUGGAUUCUAUUUGGUGGUCUAGCAGGAAUUACUGUAAUAGUACUUAUUUCUAUGUGGACCUUGUGCAAGAAAAAGAAGCCAGAUAUCUUUUCCAUUGCAAAAGAUGAGAAAGAAGAUGCACCGUAUGAUUCACUGACUCAAGAAUCCAGCCUCAAAAUAUCAACUAAGCACAUUUAUGCAGCAACCAACAAUUUGAAUGCAUCGAACUUCAUUGGCCAAGGUGGAGCUGGAAAGGUAUACAAAGGUGUACUCCUAAAUGGGAUUGAAGUAGCAGUCAAGCACAUAAUCAACGAUGGAUAUGUUUCCAUCGAGACAUUUGUAAGAGAAGUGACAAGCCUUUCACAUGUUAGACAUCCAAACCUUGUAGCAUUACUUGGCCAUUGCGAGGAUACAGAAGAGUGUUUCCUGGUGUAUGAACUGUGCCACAAUGGGAACCUCUCGGAGUGGCUAUUUGGAAAAGAUAGAAGUCUACCAUGGAUUCAGAGACUUGAGAUUGCAAUUGACAGUGCAAGGGGUCUUUGGUUUCUUCAUACUUUUCAGGGAGGCUGCAUUGUUCACCGUGAUGUCAAGCCAACAAACAUACUCAUCACUGCCAACUUUCAAGCCAAACUGUCCGACUUUGGGUUAUCUAAAGUUAUGGACGUGGGACAGUCCUAUGUCAGCUCCGAAGUGAGAGGUACAUUUGGUUAUGUUGAUCCUGAGUACCGAAAGAAUCACCAUGUAAAUGCUUCAGGAGAUGUCUACAGUUUUGGGAUAGUUCUUCUACAACUUAUCUCGGGGCGCAGAGUUAUCAAUCUGAAUUCCAACACACUAAUGUCUCUAAAUAAGAUGGCAAGAGGUCUCACAAGAGGCGGUGAUGUCAUACAGUUUGCUGAUCCUAAACUUAACGGGGAGUACUCAGUAGUAGCCUUUGAGCUUAUAUUCAAACUAGCUUUGUCAUGCACAGGACUAAAGCAACAAAGACCACGCAUGGAGGAGGUGGUAUCGAGACUAGAAAAGGCAUUACACAUCUCAACUCAAAUGGAGUCAUUUCCGCCUGCUGGGACCAAUCAAGACUUGAAAUCGAGGAAAUAG